Protomyces lactucae-debilis is the source of this 1395-nucleotide messenger RNA. RefSeq lists its product as uncharacterized. Bases 106 to 1395 code for a protein of 429 amino acids. NCBI's taxonomy places the organism in Eukaryota, Fungi, Ascomycota, Taphrinomycetes, Taphrinales, Protomycetaceae. The transcript has a single exon. The record is from RefSeq and is a predicted model, not a curated record.
AGCAGAUCCCAAGACUCUUUCUCCUGCUCAUCCAUACCGUCCGUCAAGUGAACAACUUGCUGUGGCCUCACACUUGAAGCUCACCUUACAUCUUCAUCCUGCUCAAUGCCCUUCCGUGGCGCUAAGCGCUCCCUGAACGCUCGCUUCAACAGCCUACAGGUACCACCCACAGACACUCGUGCAUUGCCAUCUCUAACGUACUCACAGGAUGAAGUAGGACUCUCGAAAGUCCAGCCAGCGAAGCAGGCGCAGCAGCAGACGUAUGACUAUCGUAAAGUCAGAUCGUGUGUCCCUGAUGAAUACAACACGGCAGGCAAGGGACUGGACUUGUCGCGCUUCAGACACCAUCCUACAGACGAUCAUGCUUCCCAGGGGCGCUCGCCGCUACAAGACCUUGGAGGAUACGACAAUCAACGAGGCAGCUAUGUUGACGACAAGGUGAACAAGAGUAUGGCAUACGAGAAGGCAGACGACUCAGAGUGUCCACCUCUAGACUAUAAUCAGCAAAGUCACUGGUUCUCAUCCUCCCAGCAUCCAUCAUACGCACCAGAUCAAGGGCACGUCAGUCGCGUAUCAAGUCCACCCGCAAUAACGAGUGAGCCUAUCUUGCCAUUCUCGCGUAAUCCAAAGCGUUUGCUAGAUCAACCAACCUCUUCGCCAGUCCUGCACAGACCUUUUGGAAGGCGUGCCAAUAGACCUGCGUUCACUGCUCCGAGACUACAGCUGCCAUCGCUGCUGCCGGUUGGAGAUGAGUUUUUGAAUGAGGAGACGUGGCUGUCUGACGCAGAUCUGCUUGAAGCCAUGGGUGAUGAUGGACCCAGUAAGCCUACUCCUCGUACAACCUCCUCAUCGCGAUUGGAAGAGCACACUCGAACGACUGCCAAAGCCGCAGCACCGCAAAAGAAGCAGCUCUACAUUGCUGAUGCUGAAGCUCAGUACAAACGUGCAUGUGAAGAUUCCACGUCACUUGUAAAAGCACAAGCUCCUGGUCGACGACGCAAACGCACCUUUGACCCAAGCGUCUUUGCUACAAAGAAAAGGUCACUCGAUAUCUCACACACCCCUAUCGAGUCUGAGGCACAGAAAGUGAUGUCUCGAGUGGAUAGAGACGUGAUUGAGCUCUCGAGUUCGGAUGUCCCUGAGGCGGCCAAAUCGAGCACACAGGUCGUACAGCAGCCGAAACGACAGCGUACAGACAAAAGCCUUGAAAAGCGUGUGCAGCAAGCAGAAAGAUGUGCGGAGAAGAAGAAUGCCUUCUUCUCCACGGACGGCGUGUUUGUGCCUUCGUGGGCGCAGUUGCCAAGUCCAGCAAAGAAAGCACCAGAGCAGGGUCUCAGCAGACUUGAAGCUGUGUUGCUGGAUGACUUGUCAGAGUCAGAAGAAGACCUGAUUUGA